Macrosiphum euphorbiae (potato aphid) is the source of this 210-nucleotide messenger RNA. Lineage: Eukaryota; Metazoa; Arthropoda; Insecta; Hemiptera; Aphididae. The record is from the annotation of a GenBank genome assembly.
AUGCCUGAUCGACUGAUUUCGGUUCCAUGUCUUUACGCCGACGGUAUCAACGCCGACGGUAUCUACGCCGAUAGCAUCGACGCCGACGGUAUCUACGCCGAUAGCAUCGACGCCGACGGUAUCUACGCCGACGGUAUCUACGCCGACGGCAUUUACGCCGACGGCAUUUACGCCGACGGUACCUACGCCGACGGCAUCUACGCCGACUAG